AUGAAAAUCAAGGCCGGCGUCAACGCGCCGGCGAGUGUCGGCUUGACCCGCGCGGUAAGCGUCAAGCCAAGUACGAACAAGCCCGCUAAUGCGGCUAUUGUCACGAAGCCAAUUAAGGCCAGUGUCAACGCCACUGCCAGUGUCAACGCCACUGCCAGUGUCAACGCUUCUCGCGCAGCCACGGUCAUCAAGCCAAGUACGAAGAAGCCAGCGCCUACUGUCUCGACGCAGAUCAAGGCCAGCGUCAGCACCGCGAAGCUGCUCUCCGAAGUCGAAGACGCCGCCUACGGCCAGUACCAGCCUCCGUCGCAGCCCGCGUACAACCGUCAACCCAGCUACAACCAAGCUGGCUACGGCAAGCAGCCUGCGUAUGGCUACGACGGCGACUACGAGCAGCCCGACUCGGAUGACGGCUAUGCCAGUGGCUUCAAGAAGCCCAGUAAAGGCUACGGCAAGCAGCCCAGCACCGGCUACGGCUACGCCGACGACAACGGCGACUACGACCCGACGCCGAUUUCGGACGAAGACCGCUUUCACCGCUUCUACGACAACCUCAAGAUCUGCAAGGCUGAGAACGCGCUCGAGAGCUGUAUCAUCUCGUCUGCGUCGCGCGCCGACUGCAUGAGUGCGACGCGCAUCAAGCAGUGCACGUCGUCAUUCAUCACGGGUCUCUGCUCUGACUUGGAGUCGACGACGACCAAGGAGUACGACAACGGCUACGUCAAGUGUUCGGCCGACACGUGCACGGACGCGGCGCUGGCCGACUCGCUCCUCGUGUACAACAAGCUGCUCCGCGAC
This is a messenger RNA of Saprolegnia parasitica CBS 223.65, 798 nucleotides long. RefSeq lists its product as hypothetical. NCBI's taxonomy places the organism in Eukaryota, Oomycota, Saprolegniomycetes, Saprolegniales, Saprolegniaceae. The record is from RefSeq and is a predicted model, not a curated record. The transcript is spliced from 2 exons. The annotation marks the transcript as partial.